Penicillium bovifimosum is the source of this 296-nucleotide messenger RNA. RefSeq names its product 40S ribosomal eS30 domain-containing protein. Gene Ontology annotation, biological process: translation. Gene Ontology annotation, cellular component: cytosolic small ribosomal subunit; ribosome. Gene Ontology annotation, molecular function: structural constituent of ribosome. The record is from RefSeq and is a predicted model, not a curated record. Lineage: Eukaryota; Fungi; Ascomycota; Eurotiomycetes; Eurotiales; Aspergillaceae. The transcript is spliced from 3 exons. The annotation marks the transcript as partial.
ACACAGGUCGCACUCCCAAUUUUACACUCCCGGUCGAGAUUCAAGAAUCGCUUCAUCACCAAACCACUUCCAUCUCCCGUUCAUCAACGUCAAUCAUCCAACAUGGGUAAGGUUCACGGCUCUCUCGCCCGUGCCGGUAAGGUCAAGGCUGCCACUCCUAAGGUCGAGCCCCAGGAGAAGAAGAAGAACCCCAAGGGUCGCGCCUACAAGCGCAUCUUGUACACUCGCCGUUUCGUCAACGUUACCAUGACCGGUGGCAAGCGCAAGAUGAACCCCAACCCUGGCCAAUAGAUCAU